CAGGCAUUAGUGCACAUCUCUGCCUCACCAGCCCCAUUCAGAGCUCCACUGACAGAUGAGAAAGUGACAGCUGCGGACAUCAGAGCCUGUUUGGAUCUUGAAUGCUGCCUGCGACUCACUGAAGAUCCUGAAGCUGCCAGAAUCAAGAUGAGGCUGAUGCCAAUCGUAGUCACUGUGGUGUUCACGGUGGCUCUGGCUUAUUACAUCUACACCCCGCUGCCUGAUGCCAUCCAGGAGCAGUGGAAGUUGAUGAUUCUGGAUGCUAGCUUCAGGACAGCCAUGCACCUGGCCUCUUUGAAACACUGGCUGGGCAUCGACCACUACAUCACAUCUAUCAGGGGCUCCAUGGCGGUGUUCGAGGGCACGAUAAAGGGGUUCAGUAGCUCCGAAUCCGACAGUGUGGUCAUCCCAGGAGUGAAAGUUAGCGAUAUCGACUUCGUCGGCAUCCCGGUGCGGCUUUAUGAGCCUCCGGCUGGAGGAGAGGGUCAUCUGAGACGAGGGCUGAUGUACUUCCAUGGAGGUGGCUGGGCCCUCGGCAGCGGCAAGAAAGGCUCAUAUGAUGCCAACAGCCGGAUCGUUUCAGAUGAGCUCAACACCGUUGUGGUCUCUGUUGAAUAUCGUCUGUAUCCAGAGGUGCACUUUCCAGUGCCGUAUUUAGACUGCCUCGCUGCUGCCAAACACUUCCUGUCUCCAGAGGUUCUUGCCAAGUAUGCGAUUGACCCUGAACGUGUAGCGGUGGCAGGAGACAGUGCUGGAGGAAACCUGGCUGCUGCAGUCGCUCAGGCGAUUUCCCUAGAUGACAGCAUGAGUGUGAAAUUCAGCGUCCAGGCUUUGAUCUAUCCAGUGCUCCAGGCUCUGGAUUUCAGCACACCCUCCUACAUACAGAACCAACAUAUGCCAAUCCUCCCCCGGACUCUAAUGGUGCGAUUUUGGCUGCAGUACCUCGGCGCUGACCUCUCCCUGCUGCCUCAGCUCAUGGUGAACAACCACAGUGCCUCACAUCACUCAGCUAUCACCCCAGAGCUGAGAUCACGAGCAGACUGGACUACCCUCCUUGCUCAGAAAUACAAGAAGAACCACAGGCCUGUCGUUGCAGAGAAAGGAUCAAACGAGGCUCUGAAGGUACCGGGGCUGCUGGAUGUGCGGGCAUCGCCUCUGCUGGCCGGACCUGAGGUGUUAGCUAAAUGCCCUCGUGCAUACGUGAUAACAUGCGAGUAUGAUGUGUUGAGGGAUGAUGGGCUAAUGUACGCUCGCCGCUUACAGGAUGCAGGAGUCACGGUCACCAACGACCACAUCGAGGACAGCUUCCAUGGAGGUUUCAGUCUCACUGUGUGGCCGAUGGAGUUUGAUGUAGGAAAGAGGAUGUUCAGGGGUUACCUCAACUGGCUGCAGAACAAUUUAUAAGAGCGUGUGUGUUUGAGUACUGGGUGCAUGCAUGUAUGUGUGUGUGUUUCACUUAUACAAAUGCACUAGCCCUUGUUUUGUGACUCGCUAAAGGGCUUGGAAAUGUUCAGAACUGUAACUUCUCAGCUCAGGGCCUCCAUGUAUCUGCAUAUUACUGUAUACACUCAGUCCAUGUGAACUUUUUAUGAAAUUUAGAAGCAGCCUGCUGGCAACAUCAACAUAGUUAACACUGGGACCAGCUAAUAAAGAGAAAUGCUUUAAAGUACUUCUACAGCCACAAGCUUUCCACGAAUGGGUAAAUUAAUCAGCUGCUUCCACUGGGAGGCACCACAUUAAUACACUCAUUCAUGUCCAGACCACGAACACAUGAGCAAUAAAUGUCCCAAGAGUAAUUUAUUUUAAACAUUGCUUUUUAAAUAAAAGCAUGAAUAGAUCAGAGCCGCCAGCCUGUGUUCACAGUGGUUUGAGCUUUUUAUAGCACUAUGAUGUAACAUCAGUAUGUUAAAUGUCGUCAAAACAUCUCACAAAUUAAGAUUCUACCAGUGAUAAAAUGUAUAAAACUGAGUGCAUUCAAGGCUAUUUCAACACUUUUAUCAAUGUUCAAUAUUCAGUACAGUAUUGACAUUUGUGGUAUGGAGUGAAAUCGCUCCAGAAAUUUGGGACUGAUUUCCAAACAAUUUUGCAGAUAUUUGCUCUCCUAUGAGAAUAAUUUUAAACAGGCGCGAUGAUCCCUUAUCUUUCCAUCUAGUGUCAAGUCAAAACUUAAAUUUGUCCAGUAGUUUGGUUUAUGGUUAAAUACAUGCAAAGCUAAUAACAUUCCCAUCAGCCUCAGCUGUACUUUGUGCUGAAUAUCAUGUGUUAGCAUGUUAAGCUAAAGCCUGAGUUGGUUCUGCUUAACAAGUAAUCUAAUCAUGAGCAUGCUGGCAUCAGAAUUUAGCUCAAAGCACAGCUGUAUCUGUUUCUUGCACCACAAGGCGGCAACAUCUUUUCUGCUUGCUCUUGAGGAUCACCAACAAAAAUCUCCUCCUCGUUUCAUUCCAGUUAGCUUUCACACUGUGUCUGCUCCUAGCUUUCUACGAAUGAAAUGCUUUGUGAUAUAAAUGUAUGAACAUUGUCAGUAGUAGUUCCAAAAAGCAAGAGUAUGUCGCUGUCCACUGUCUUCUAUCUGCUCUGCUGGAUCAGCACUGAAUAAUGAGUCACAGUGUUUUGAACUUGUGUGUACAUUAAACGAAUCCAAGGGCUUCCAAUAAUGUCAUUUUACACCCUAAUCUAAUUGUUGCAUCUUUUGAAGUUGUCAUGUUGGUCACAGAUGUCCUUGCAGUUGGGAUUUAUGAGGGAACUGGUGUUGGGUGUCAAGAACAGAACCCGUGAAGAACAACUUGCUCUGUUUGCUCAGAAAAAUAAACACAAUCCACUUUCAGAUA
Acanthochromis polyacanthus (spiny chromis) is the source of this 2828-nucleotide messenger RNA. Its product is annotated as neutral cholesterol ester hydrolase 1-like. The coding region runs from base 148 to 1404 and encodes 418 amino acids. The transcript has 5 exons. Lineage: Eukaryota; Metazoa; Chordata; Actinopteri; Pomacentridae. Gene Ontology annotation, molecular function: carboxylic ester hydrolase activity. Gene Ontology annotation, cellular component: membrane. The record is from RefSeq and is a predicted model, not a curated record.